Molecule: messenger RNA, 2882 nt
Organism: Solea senegalensis (Senegalese sole)
Lineage: Eukaryota; Metazoa; Chordata; Actinopteri; Pleuronectiformes; Soleidae
Product: carbohydrate sulfotransferase 8-like
Exons: 4
Coding region: 586-1872 (428 amino acids)
Biological process (GO): carbohydrate biosynthetic process; proteoglycan biosynthetic process
Cellular component (GO): membrane
Molecular function (GO): sulfotransferase activity
Source: RefSeq, a predicted model, not a curated record
CACACACACACCAAAAACAGCACGGGUUGUUUUACUGGGAGGACGCGGAGCCUCAUCGUUAUUAUAGAGCCGUCUUUAUGUAUACACAGACCGUAAGAGACACCUCUCCCACUCCUCCUGGCUCUCUCAUCACUCUGCUCCGGGAUCUUGGAUGUGGAUGAGAAUCUGUCGCCCCGUCUUUCUCGGUAUCAGCAUCGCAUUGAGGACAACCGGGCGAGCAUCCGCGGACGAAAGCGGAGAGCAGCAAAAACCCAGUUUGAUUGAUCAUAAUUGUACUGUGUCAGCCUGGGGCCAGACAGACUGGUAUGCGCUAAGGUUUGACUUGUGAUUGGCCGUGUACUCUUGUUUUUUCUUCUUCUUCAAUAAGCCAGACUGAAGGCGUUUGCUGUGCACAAUUGAUGCGUGCACGGGCGUCGACCGCAAACUUGCAUCCGCGGGGUGGCAGCUGGUGCUGAUCUGAAGACUUGGCUGAUCAACUAGUGAAGAGGAGGACACUGUGUCACUUCUAUUCACCUGUUUUCUGACCGUCGUGGUGUUUGGGACUUCCGCUGUUGGAACAUAACAUUGGUGUCUGGCUGCUGUAUCAUGACGGGGAAAAAGUUGAAGGUGGCGGUGGACUCCCUGUGUAGACCGAGGCGGAGGGUGCGCAUUUUCCUCUCAUUCCUCCUGGUGUUUGCGGCUACAUGUCUGGUUCACUUCAUCCAAAAGCAGCAUUUCUUGAAUAUUUUUGAAGGACUGGGCACAGGCGAGAUGCUCGGAAUCACACCGCAGCAGUCCACAGAGAUUCUGUCUUCUGAGAACGGAGAGAAUGGCAACGCUGACCACCGACAACAAGCAGAAGCCGUCCUGACCAGCCUGGUCACUCCAGUAAAGCUCCCACUGAGUCAACAGGACACAGAUUCUCAUCAACGCAAACUCCUGAAAACUAGUCCCCCGAUCAGUCACACCAACGCCAAUAAUAUUACCACACUCUUGUCCACAUCCUCAUCGGACACUAAUGCCUCUGUCCCGUCUGUCCCCUCUGUCCCCAAGAACUGGGCAAAGGUCUCCGCAACCGUGAAAGCCCGUAGGGAUCUGGUGAAGGAAAUGUGUGCCAAGUACAAAAGCAACAUCCCAAAGAACAUCACAAAAGGACACUUAUAUCACGUCUUUGUGGAGGACAAAUACAAGUUGUUGUACUGCCAGGUGCCCAAGGCAGGCUGUUCCAACUGGAGGAGGACACUGAUGGUGCUGUCAGGCUAUGCCUCCAAUGUUGAAAAGAUUAAACACGACACAGUCCACUAUGCCAGCAACCUCAGGAGUCUCAACAAUUAUGACAAUGAGGGUGUGAUUCACCGACUGAAAACCUACACCAAAGUCCUCUUUGUCCGAGAACCAAUGCAGAGGUUAGUGUCGGCGUAUAGGGAUAAGUUUGAAAAUCCAAACGACUACUACCACAGGCUGUUUGGUAAACCCAUCAUCUCCAAGUACAGGGUGAACGCAUCCGAGGAAGCCCGGAAGACAGGCAACGGGGUCACAUUCAAGGAAUUCAUACAGUAUCUACUGGAUGUCCACCGGCCCAUAGGAAUGGAUAUCCACUGGAAUCUGGUGGACAAACUCUGCCACCCUUGUAUCAUGAACUAUGACUUCAUUGGCAAGUUUGAAAACAUGGAAGAAGAGUCUGACUUUCUCCUGCGAUUGAUCGGGGCACCAAGUGACCUCAAGUUGCCGACAUUUAAAGACAGGAACCCAAAAGACAAGAAGACCUCGACGGAUGUCAUGGAAAGUUACUUCUCCCAGGUCACUGCAGAGGAGAAACAGAAAGUCUAUGACUUCUACUACAUGGACUACCAGAUGUUUAACUACUCCAAGCCUUUUAAUGAUCUACAUUAACCGAUUACUGUCGGGCCUCUUGCAUCGCAAUUACAUUCCACUAUGUCUACAUCUCUACCAUUUAACUCCAAAUGAAGGAAUCUAUGUCCCUCCUGUCUUCUAGUUUUCUCCACAACCACUCGUUUGACCGAUGUCGAACUUUGCAAACGCUUCGUUUACGAUGUGUGAACUGUCGGGACGAUGGGCAGACAGCGAAUCCGCCUCCGCAUUUAUUUCUAGGACGAACUGAGACACCAACCUUCGACGAUGUCAACCCAAGACAUGAUUUGAUAGCACUGCACUAGCGAUCAUUCACCAUCAAGCUCAGUCACACACUCACACACUCACACAUGGAUCUUUGGACUGAAGAAAUAGAAAUAGAACAAUGUGAUUUUGCUGAAAUUUAAGUUAGACAACCAUUCGAGGAAACGGUCUAUAUGAUGUGGUAUGAAAUACUUUAUUUACUACUAGUGUGCGGUGAGGUACAAUUAUAAAUAGAACUGUGGAAAAAAAUAGAGAUUUAAUCGUUAUUUUGUUAUUUGUUAUUUGUUAUCUGUAAAGCUACUUGACUUCCUUGGUGGUGGAUUUCUAGCGGGGCCAGUCGAUGAUCUGCAAGAAAUGCGGAGGGGAUGGUAGUGACAAAGAGGCGAGACAUGAUGGAGAAUAUAAAAAAAAAAGGCUGGAGAAAGAACAGAUUUAAAAAGAAAAGCUUUCGUGUUUCACUUUUGUCGUCCCCUGAGGAAUUCUGAGUAAUUACCAAAGCCUGCUGGGGCCUCUUCCUCACAUUUACCUCGGUGAUCUUGCGUAGCCCUACUCCUUCACUUCCCAGCUUUUAGAGAUGCUUAUCCCGUCAAAUGAAGGACAGAGGUGAGAAAAGUGUGUGGGCCUGAUCAGUUUAGUGAGCGUGUGUGACGAUGAUGACGUGAGGAGGUUCUAAGCGGUGGCACCCUCAUCACCCACUCCAUGUUUGAUUACAAUUUCUAUAUCAUAGCUAUAUAUACAUACAUAUAUAUAUAUAUAUCAUAGAUUUA